GCACGAGGGUGCUAUUUGUUGCGCCCCUUCUCAGGCCUUCUGCCCUCCAACUAAGAGUAUAAUCGUCAGCCGAAGAUUUACCGCAGUUUACAUCUCUCAAAGGAGGCCGACUCACAAGACAAAAAGAUGGGAUACUGCAAACGAUAUACAGCACCGUCGUAGGAUUUCUAAAUAAACAUUAUUUUUAUUUUAAAAAAAUCUUAAAAUCGCUCUUCGACCCUGAUUCCUGGUCCGGACACAUGAAAAUUGCUACAGUGAUAAGUGAUAAGUCAAAAAGCUACGAAAUUAACCUGCUGUACCUGCAACUACCAACCGCUGGUCCCCGUUGUUUAGUUGGCUAUGAGGAUACCGACACCCCCCACGGGAGACAGCGGGCUGUAAAUAACGAAUGUUUGAAUUCUUUCUGGAACUUCGGACCAUUAAUGAUUAAAAGUGACUUAAAACUGCAAAACUGUUUGAUACCUUGAUAAUCUUUUUAAUUUUUAUGGUUUCUAGUACUUACCAUCCAAUUGUGACUGUGCCAGUUUUAAUCUUUAUCUUACGUAAUUUUUGUACGAACUUGUAUGGAGCACGCGAAUACUAAGCAAAGUCAAUUGCAAUAGCGGGGAUUUGUGGUUGACUUGAUUUGAAGGGGCUUGCUGGACUACUCCGAGAGAAAUCUGUGAUUCACUGCAUUGGCACCUUUGUCAGUGCUUGAAUUGACCGCAUUCCUUCGUCAUGGAAGAAUACGGCCCGGAUUCCGGUGGUCGGCAAAAAAAUACUGUGAUUGUGAAGCCCAUUCUAAUUGGUUGCAAAUCCAAGAAGCUUCCGGCUCCCAUUCCCAAUCCAUAUGCCGGCCAACCGAGUAGCUCGGGUACUUCACCCGCCGGCACCAAUGAAAAGGACCACACUCACAACUGGACGCUGUACGUCCGACCGUACCAUAACGAGGAUAUUUCCGAAUGGAUAAAGAAAGUCCAGUUUAAGCUGCAUGAGACAUACCCUAAUUCUGUACGAACAUGCACAUCCACGCCUUACGAAGUGGAGGAGACUGGCUGGGGAGAAUUCGAGGUACAGAUCAAAUUUUUCUUCAUGGAUCCCAAUGAACGACAGGUUACCGUGUGGACCGUAGUGCGAUUGUUUAAGAAGGAAACGGAUCAUCACUUAGUUGAACUUCCGGACGGCACAUUAAUGUCCGAAGUCUAUGACGAAUUGGUCUUCAUGGAUCCAUCUGUGAUGAUGAUCGAUUAUCUCAGUAGGACUAAGAUUUGGGGAUCCGAUUACAAACCGGAAAUUAACUAUGACGUAAAGAAACAAGAAACGCUGAAGAGUAUAAGAAAAGCGCGUGAGCGUAUUACGCCGGAAAUACAGGCAUUGUCCGCGCAAUACAAAACCUACAAAAAUUCUUACGCCAGUAUUGUCGCACUGUUGCGGGGAGAACCACUUCCAAAUUUCCGUGGCUUAAGUGCACAGCAAGUGGAAUCGGAGCACGAUGGUUCGGUAGCAGCCAGUUCUCAAGAAUCUCAUGACGCUUUCAAUACAUCACACAAAAUGGGACGUCGCUCGAAGGGUGUUUCUGCGGAUCCGCCAGGAAAUCGUACCCUGCCGACCACCACCUUCCAAAUCCUACCGCGUCUUGAUAACCUGGGCGGUCUGCAGACUGGCGGCCUAUCCAUGGUAGCGCCCAAUCUCGGCCAGUUGAUGUUGGGAAAAGUUCCACUGAAUCUCAAUCUGAACGAUAUCACCGCCCAGCUGCGCCAACCCGCUGCGCCCUCCCAAAAGAUCCUCCUGCCCAAACUCCCCCAGGGGAUCCGACCCCCGUCGAAAAUCAUCCUCCUAAACGGAAAAGACAGCGGCGGCAAGAUGAAGGUGCAGAUCUUGAACACCUCCCGUACACGCGAUGGGUUGACCGAGGAGGAGCGCAAAAAGAAAAUGCUGACGGGAGAGAUUAAUGUCCCUUCUAGUAUUCUACCCAAACCCAAUCCGGUGUUGUUGCGUCGUCCCAAAACACUGGUAAUGGCCGAUAAGGACGGCAAUCUUAGUGUGACCCAGCAGGGUUUUGGUUCCGUGCCUAAAGUGGCGAUUCCGCGUUGUAAUCCAUCACCCAGUAAAUCUCCGGUGUAUAGACAACGGCGCAUCGUCUCACGCCAGAUUGAUCACGAUACGGACGCCGUGGAUGGGUUCGAUAGUGAGGAUGAAGUGGUAGUGGCCAACCAGUCCAUGGACGAAACCGAGUGUUUCCUUCCACCCAACGACAUUGACAUUUCAGAGCCGCAGAUGUCAGAGAUGCCGAGUACAUCGCGAGUAUCUUACAGAGUAUCGCCACAGUCCAUUGUUAUUUCUCCCAAUCGACUGUACCCGAGGGCGGAAUUCUCCAGUACACUUCUGGGCGGCGUUGGCCAGGUGCUUAUUCAAAAUUUAUUUCCGGUGGCACCUUCGAGACCACCCAAUCCGGAUGACUUCCGUCCUCCCAAGCGGCGGAAAUUGUUGAAAAAGCCGGAAAAGUUUGAUGCAAUUGAGAAGGAUCUGAAUUUGGAUGAAUUGAGAAAAUACAAGAAGAAAGGCCGACCGAGUUUCCUGAAGAAAUCUGCACAGAAACUAAUUGAGGAAAUUAAAAAUGACUGUUUAGCGGUUGCCUCGGAUGGGAUAAAUUUGAAAUGUCUAGCCUGCAAUUGUCUGCUGACCAAAGGCGGCUGGGGAUAUCCGCGCCAAAUUCUCAAACACCUGCAGUGCAUUAAAUCCCACCAGUCACGGUAUGAAAUCUGGAAGCACCAGAAGGAGAUGGAUCCUGGCAUGGUCGACAAUGUCAUUCCCGAAGUUAUUCGCACACGUGGCCGGUACCGCAAAACACCGUUAGAUUACAUGGCAGAAUUUAAAAAUCCUUGGUUAAACACAUCGUCCGAUGGACAAACGCUGCGCUGCGAGGCCUGCAAUCUGGUGCUGCUGGAUAUUAAUACCAGAGAAGGGAAGAUUCAGCGUACGGACGUCUAUCGCCAUCUUUAUUUGGAUCAGACACACGCAAAUAACAUUAAGUCGGUGGAAACUGAGGGACAAAAGGACACCAGCACCAUCGAGAUGGAAACUGAAGCACUACCCGAUGCUGAAAGUACUGCGUUAUACACAGUACUGUCGAGCGGCCUUUCGGGUGAAUAGAGGUUUUGCAGAUCUGAAUUAUUUAAGUUUCAGUUUCAUAAAUCGCUUAGCAAAUUAUUUGGAUCUAAAUUCUAUUGUUGUAAUUUCCUCGGACUGCUGUCGCUUUUUCACAAACGGUUUAAUUCAUUUUCACUAUGGUGGAAUCGAUUAAGCCAGAGAUCGGCUUGUGAUUCGUAAUUGCUAAUUAGUGAAACAACGCAGUGGGGUCAUGAAGCCAAUCUUGUGAGUCUGUGCAGUGACCCUUACAGAAUUUUGGGGGUUCAUUUUUCGUUGCACAAAAUUAUAAAAUAAAUUUUUUCGAAUUUCAC
Messenger RNA from Paramacrobiotus metropolitanus, 3440 nucleotides. RefSeq lists its product as uncharacterized. NCBI's taxonomy places the organism in Eukaryota, Metazoa, Tardigrada, Eutardigrada, Parachela, Macrobiotidae. The transcript is spliced from 10 exons. Bases 718 to 3132 code for a protein of 804 amino acids. The record is from RefSeq and is a predicted model, not a curated record. Gene Ontology annotation, biological process: regulation of DNA-templated transcription.